Molecule: messenger RNA, 2964 nt
Organism: Parnassius mnemosyne (clouded apollo)
Lineage: Eukaryota; Metazoa; Arthropoda; Insecta; Lepidoptera; Papilionidae
Source: the annotation of a GenBank genome assembly
CUGCAAAUUUUCAAGUCAGAUCUUAUUACUGUCUCUACUGCUAAUAAUCAAAAAGUUAAUUCCUUGGGUUAUUUUGACUUACCUAUUCAUUUCAAUAAUCAAACUCAUUUAAUUAAAGCUUACGUUUUCCCUGAAAUAUUUCCUUCGCUAAUAUUAGGUAUUGACUUUUGGAGAAAAUUUAAUCUCUUACCUAGUGUUUUAUCUUCUCUUAACUUUACAGAAUCUAAAUGUUCUGCUAUCGAAACUAAAGAUACUAAAGUUUUACCUUAUGAGCAUUUAACUCCUAAUCAAAAGAACAUCGCUAAUGACAUCAUCCAACGCUUCAAGACAAUUUCUUUUGAAGAAAAAGGUAUCCUGGGAUGCACACACUUAAUCACCUACAAGAUUGACACUGGUGAUUCUCUUCCAAUCAAACAAAGAUGUUACAGACUGUCUCCUGAAAAACAAAAGGCGUUAAUUAAUGAAGUUGACAAGAUGCUGCGAUGGAACGUCAUUGAACAAUGCGAAAGUCCUUGGUUAUCUCCAGUUCUCAUCACUCCGAAGAAGAAUGGUGAAUGGCGUUUCUGCGUAGACAGCAGGAAGCUUAACUCAGUUACACGUCGUGAUGCUUAUAGUCUGCCACUAAUAAGCGAAAUUUUGGACAACUUGAGGAAUGCCAAAUACUUAUCAAGCAUCGACAUUGCGAAAGCAUUUUGGGAGAUUCCCUUGAAUCCUGCCGAUAAGGAUAAAACUGCAUUUUAUGUACCUGGAAGAGGUAUGUUUAGAUUCAAGGUAAUGCCUUUUGGUCUUUCUAACUCACCUGCAACUCUACAAAGAUUAAUGGAUAUGCUUUUUACUCCUGAAUUUGAGAACAAGGUAUUUUGCUAUCUGGACGACAUCGUUAUCAUUAGCGAGACUUUUGAUGAACACAUAUCACUCCUUAUGAAAGUUCAUGAAAAACUUUCAUAUGCUAAUCUGACUAUUAACUUUGAGAAGAGUCAAUUCUUCAGGAAAGAACUGAAAUACCUUGGUUUUCUAGUGGACGAGUACGGUCUAAGUGCUGAUCCAGAUAAAAUAAAAGCUAUAUUAGAAUAUCCUGUACCUAUUUGUAGAAAAGAAGUGCGAAGAUUCAUAGGCACCUGCAGCUGGUUCAGAAGAUUCAUUACAAACUUUAGCACUAUUGCCUCUCCACUCAAUCAACUAACCAGUUCCGGGAAGAACGCUCCUAAAUUUCUUUGGAAUUCACAAGCUGCAGCUGCUUUCCAGAAACUUAAAGAAGCUUUGGUAACUGCUCCUGUCCUUGCUUGUCCUAACUUCGAACUACCCUUCUCUGUACAUUGUGAUGCAUCAAACUAUGGCAUAGGAGCAAUACUUACUCAACAUCAAGAUAACAAAGAAGUCGUGAUUGCUUACAUGAGUAAAGCACUAAACAAAAAUCAACAGAACUACUCAACUACUGAAAGAGAAACAUUGGCUGUAAUAACUGCGUUAGAACAUUGGCGAUGUUACCUAGACAAUGGUAAAGAAUUUACAAUAUAUACUGACCAUGCUGCACUUAAAUGGCUUCAAAACUUAUCGAAUCCAUCAGGAAGACUUGCUCGCUGGACUUUACGCUUAUCUUGUUUUAACUUCGUCCUGAAAAAUAAAAAAGGAAAGGAUAACGUUGUUCCAGAUUUAUUAUCAAGACAUAAGAAUCAAGAACGUCCUGAUACACGAGAAAUUUCACCUCAAGGCGUACAUCCUAUUACGAUUGAAGAACCACCUGAUCGUAAACUUGAGCACUACAACAAGAUUUUUCUCGGAUGCUCCAACAACCCAGACUCAUAUCCCAACUACACUAUCAGGGAUAACAAACUUUACCGCUGCAUCCAUUCUCCCGAUCGUCUAAACGAUGACUUUGUUUGGAAAGAAGUUCUACUACCUCAAGAUAGACAUGCAAUUAUUGAAGUUAACCAUGGUUCCCCUUCAGAACUCCAUCUUGGUAUCUUCAAGACAUUCAAGAAAAUAUCUUUAAAAUGCUAUUGGCCUGGUAUGUUUAAGGAUAUUGCCAAUUUAAUCUCAACUUGUGAAACCUGCUUAACCUACAAACACCCUAAUCAUUCUCCCUAUGGUCUUAUGGGUAAACCUAAACUUUGCUCCAGACCUUUUCAAACUAUAUCCUUAGAUCUUAUGGGUCCAUUGCCUAUGACUCGAAGACGAAAUCAGUAUAUUCUAGUAAUUAACUGCAAUUUUACUAAAUAUACUAUGAUUUUUCCCCUUAAACGUGCUACUUCAGCUAAUAUUAUUAAUGUUUUGGAAAAUUCAGUUUUUCUAGUUCAUGGCAUUCCCCAAACUAUUAUAAUGGACAAUGCUGUUCAAUUUCAGUCGCGAGAAUUCCACUCAUUCUUAAAUUCUUAUAACGUUCCUUUUAUUUUUCACACAGCUUUAUAUUGUCCUCAGGUUAAUCCUACGGAGAAGUUUAAUAGUACAAUUAUUACAGCUCUAGCAUCUCUAGUAGGAGACGAUCAUAGAUCAUGGGACAACCAUCUUACUAUAAUUCAGUACGCAAUGAACAGCGCUACAAAUGUAGCUACUGGCUUUACUCCAAACUUUUUAGUCUUUGGUAGGGAAACAAUACCUUGUGGUUCCUUCUAUACUCCAACUCAGAACCUCGAGGAAUUAAUAUUUAUGCCUCGUGAUAUUUACGCGUCUAAUGCUGGUCUCCUCUCAUCUAUCUUUCACAAAGUUCAAACUAAACUUCACAUAGCGCACGCUAAAAAUAGCGCUCGCUAUGAUCUUCGCCGGGCUUUUAAAGAAUUUAAUGUGGGAGAUACUGUUUGGCGUAAAAACCAUGUUUUAAGCAAUGCCGGCGCAUACUUUAAUGCUAAACUUGCCCCUAAGUUCAUCAAGUGCAAAGUGAUAGCUAAACUGUCACCACUAGUCUAUGUGCUUGAAGACCCUAAUGGAGUUAGAGGCAAGUGGCACAUCAAAGAUGUAAAAUCAUAA